AUGGAUAUCGACGGAGAGUUAGACAGUGGGAGUGAGGGUAAGUCAUAAGAAGGAGAAAGUGUUUGAUGUGUGUGUGUUUAUAUGUGUUUGUGCUUACCUGUUUGUUUAAUUGUCCAACAGAUGCAAAUGUCGGAUUUUGGAAAAAUGUGUUAUUCAGAAAAUAUGACGUUCUAAAGGGGAGACACACUGUACAAAAAUGAUGACAUUUACAAUUCUAAAUUAUGAGUUCAAGGAUGCAAUUACCUCAAAGGAUUAAUGUCCCACUUCAGACAUUUUUGAACUUUUCACGUUAAAAAACGAUAUUCAACGUAUCAAUACAGUAAAGUACACACACUUAAGGGUAAAAAAAUAUGUUUUGAGCAAAAUAGUGUUUUUUAGACAUACAGUGGGGAGAACAAGUAUUUGAUACACUGCCGAUUUUGCAGGUUUUCCUACUUACAAAGCAUGUAGAGGUCUGUACUUUUUUAUCAUAGGUACACUUCAACUGUGAGAGACGGAAUCUAAAACAAAAAUCCAGAAAAUCACAUUGUAUGAUUUUUAAGUAAUUAAUUUGCAUUAUAUUGCAUGACAUAAGUAUUUGAUCACCUACCAACCAGUAAGAAUUCCGGCUCUCACAGACCUGUUAGUUUUUCUUUAAGAAGCCCUCCUGUUCUCCACUCAUUACCUGUAUUAACUGCACCUGUUUGAACUCGUUACCUGUAUAAAAGACACCUGUCCACACACUCAAUCAAACAGACUCCAACCUCUCCACAAUGGCCAAGACCAGAGAGCUGUGUAAGGACAUCAGGGAUAAAAUGGUAGACCUGCACAAGGCUGGGAUGGGCUACAGGACAAUAGGCAAGCAGGUUGGUGAGAAGGCAACAACUGUUGGCGCAAUUAUUAGAAAAUGGAAGAAGUUCAAGAUGACGGUCAAUCACCCUCGGUCUGGGGCUCCAUGCAAGAUCUCACCUCGUGGGGCAUCAAUGAUCAUGAGGAAGGUGAGGGAUCAUCCCAGAACUACAUGCCAGGACCUGGUCAAUGACCUGAAGAGAGCUGGGACCAUAGUCUCAAAGAAAACCAUUAGUAACACACUACGCCGUCAUGGAUUAAAAUCCUGCAGCGCACGCAAGGUCCCCCUGCUCAAGCCAGCGCAUGUCCAGGCCCGUCUGAAGUUUGCCAAUGACCAUCUGGAUGAUCCAGAGGAGGAAUGGGAGAAGGUCAUGUGGUCUGAUGAGACAAAAAUAGAGCUUUUUGGUCUAAACUCCACUCGCCGUGUUUGGAGGAAGAAGAAGGAUGAGUACAACCCCAAGAACACCAUCCCAACCGUGAAGCAUGGAGGUGGAAACAUCAUUCUUUGGGGAUGCUUUUCUGCAAAGGGGACAGGACGACUGCACCGUAUUGAGGGGAGGAUGGAUGGGACCAUGUAUCGCGAGAUCUUGGCCAACAACCUCCUUCCCUCAGUAAGAGCAUUGAAGAUGGGUCGUGGCUGGGUCUUCCAGCAUGACAACGACCCGAAACACACAGCCAGGGCAACUAACGAGUGGCUCCGUAAGAAGCAUCUCAAGGUCCUGGAGUGGCCUAGCCAGUCUCCAGACCUGAACCCAAUAGAAAAUAUUUGGAGGGAGCUGAAAGUCCGUAUUGCCCAGCGACAGCCCCGAAACCUGAAGGAUCUCGAGAAGGUCUGUAUGGAGGAGUGGGCCAAAAUCCCUGCUGCAGUGUGUGCAAACCUGGUCAAGAACUACAGGAAACGUAUGAUCUCUGUAAUUGCAAACAAAGGUUUCUGUACCAAAUAUUAAGUUCAGCUUUUCUGAUGUAUCAAAUACUUAUGUCAUGCAAUAAAAUGCAAAUGAAUUACUUAAAAAUCAUACAAUGUGAUUUUCUGGAUUUUUGUUUUAGAUUCCGUCUCUCACAGUUGAAGUGUACCUAUGAUAAAAAAUUAUAGACCUCUACAUGCUUUGUAAGUAGGAAAACCUGCAAAAUCGGCAGUGUAUCAAAUACUUGUUCUCCCCACUGUUUUUAGCAAUUCAAGGAGUUGGUCUGAUGGUGCACUCAGAUGUCAUUGGCCUCCCCGCUUGCUUGCGGAAAAAAUAGAGGAAAAAAUGAAGAAAAAGAGGAAAGGCCUAACCCUCCCUACUUGUACCAUGUCAGAGGACACCUGGACCACCUAUUGAGAUGUGCUUUUUGUUAAGUAAAUUAGGUGAUAAAUGAUGUUCUAGGGAGGCCGGAGUGGGUCUUUUAGGAUAGGCAAUAACCAGUGAUGUAGUGGUAAAAAAAUAGGUGGGUAAACUCUAAUUUCCAGUUGCGGUGAAAAAAGUAACACUCCCUAUACAGAUGUAGGAUCUUAAUUUGAUCACCCUGUUGCAGGAGAACUUUCCUGCAAUGCAGGAGAUUUUAAACGUGUAGGGUAUUUGAGGUUUAAAAAGGCUUCUGAAGUUUGUAAUUUCCACUUAGAAAUGUCUGUCUUGAUGUUUCCUACAAAAAUGUCCAUUCAUUAAAAUCCACAUAAUAAUUCACAUUUCCUGUUGCUGCAGGAUUAUUUCCAUGCUGUAGCAAACUGGCUCAAAUUAAGAUCCUACAUCUGUACUAUCAAUGUAUUUUUCCACAAAAGGUGGGUAAACUGUUGAGCAAAUCAAAUCAAAAUCAAAUCAAAUUGUAUUUGUCACAUGCACCGAAUACAACAGAUGUAGACCUUAUCGUCAAAUGCUUACUUACAAGCCCUUAACCAACAAUGCAGAAUUUUAAAAAAGUAAGUAAGAAAAUAUUUGCAAAGAAAUAGGCUAUAUACAGGGGGUACCGUUACCGAUGUGUGGGGGUACAGGUUAGUCGAGGUAAAUGAGGUAAUAUGUACAUGUAGGUAGGGGUAAAGUGGCUAUGCAUAGAUAAUAAACAGUGAGUAGCAGCAGCGUAAAAAAGGGGGUCAAUGCAAAUAGUCUGGGUAGCCAUUUCAUUAACUGUUUAGCAGUCUUAUGGCUUGGGGGUACAAGCUGUUAAGGAGCCUUUUGGAUCUAGACUAGGGGCUCUGGUACCGCUUGCCGUGCGGUAGCAGAGAGAACAGUCUAUGACUAGGGUGGCUGGAGUCUUUGACAAUCUUUAGGGCCUUCCUCUGACACCGCCUGUUAUAGAGGUCCUGGAUGGCAGAAGGCUUGGCCCCAGUGAUAUAUUGGGCCGUACACACUACCGUCUGUAGCGCCUUGUGGUCGGAUGCCGAGCAGUUGCCAUACCAAGCGGUGAUGCAACCAGUCAGGAUGCUCUCGAUGGUGUAGCUGUAGAACUCUUUGAGGAUCUGAGGAACCAUGCCAAAUCUUUUCAGUCUCCUGAAGGGGAAUAGGCGUUGUCGUGCCCUCUUCACGACUGUCUUGCGUUAACCCUCCAUUACACCACUGGCAAUAACCAUAGGGAGGCUGGCAACCUGCCUGACUUAUAUGUUUGUUUAAUUGUUCAGGUUUAAAUGUAAUUUAUGGAUAUAUGGAGCCUUUGUCUGUCUGUUAACAUUUCUAUGAAAUAUAUAAGUGAUAAUGUGUGUGUAUCGUGUGUGUGUGAUGUGUGUGUGUUUGUGUGUGUGUGUGUGUGUGUGUGUGUGUGAUGUGUGUGUGUGUGUGUGUGUGUGUGUGUGUACAUGUGUGUCUGUGUGUCUCAGAUGAGACCAGGUGGAGAGACAGAAACAGGAAAGUCAAACUCUCUCCACGAGCCAGGGGACGGAAUGGCAAACAGGCCACCAGCGAGGAGGAAGAGGAAGAGGAGGAGGAGGCCAAGGCACAGAGGAAGAGGGCUCAUAAGAAGAAGGCCAAGGUCCAGGACAGCGAGGAAGAGGAGGAGGAGGAAGAGAAGGAGAGCGUCAAGCGGAAGGGCCCAAAGACAGCAGGCAGAAAGAAAAAGGCAGUCAAGCAGGAGAGUGAGGAGGAAGAACGAGGGAAGAAAAAGAAAGGUGGAAAAGGGACUAGCAAGAACCAGAAAGAAGGGCAGAACAAGGAGAAGAAGGGCGAUGCCAAAGGGAACGAGAAAGACAAGAAAAAGAAGAACUCAAGGUACAGCAGGUGCAGUAUCCUUUGAGAGGGCCAUCUCUCUCACAUAUCUCCACGCUCCACACACCCUCAUGUAUGAAGGAGGAGUCUGACAGACUCUGUUGGGAUAUGCCCCUUCAUUGUAUUGAUUAAUUAGUUCAGGGAGUUGAGUCAUGAAAUUGGGUCAUAGGGUUGCGCACAAGUAUUCAUUCCAGGGUUUUUCUUUAUUUUUUACAAUUUUCUACAUUGUAGAAUAAUAGUGAAGACAUCAGAACUAUGAAAUAACACAUAUGGAAUCAUAUAGUAAACAAAAAAGUGUUAAACAAAUCAAAAUAUAUUUUAUAUUCUUCAAAGUAGCCAUCCUUUGCCUUGAUGACAGCUUUGCACAGUCUUGCGCUCUCUCAACCAACUUCACCUGGAAUGCUUUUUUGUUGCUGUUUUAAAGCUAAUUCCCUGCAAUUUUAAACAUGUUGCCAUGGGGCAGAGAGAAAAAAGUGCAGUUUUAUUGCUAUCAUGCUAUUCUAUACUUUUUGCAAUGAGGCUGAGAGAAAAUGUUGCUGUUUUAAAGUUAAUUCCCUGCAAUUCUAAACAUUUUGCCAUGGGGCAGAGAGAAGAAAGUGCAGUUUUAUUGCUGAUCUCAUGCUAUUCUAUACUGUUUGCAAUGAGACUGAGAGAACAUGUUGCUGUUUUAAAGCUAAUUCCCUGCAAUUCUAAACAUUUUGCCAUGGGGCAGAGAGAAAAAAGUGCAGUUUUAUUGCUAGUCUCAUGCUAUUCUAUACUUUUUGCAAUGAGGCUGAGAGGAAAUGUUGCCAUUUGAAAGCUAAUUUCCUGUAUUUCUAAACAAUUUACCAUAGCUUAUGACGUGCUCAUAGGCUAUCUUGGGGCACGUCAUAAACCACUUAUAAACCUUCUACAAACUUUUACAAUCCCUUUUUAAACUCUAAACACAUUUUUAUUUCAAAACAUAAACCCACAUUUUACAUGAUUCUGGAUAUUAGGCUAUUGGACUAUUGAGAUAUUAAAACCUGAUACUUUCAGAAAUAUGUCUCAUCCCAGCAAACAGUGAACGAUCCUAUAAUGCUAGGUAACGUUCCAAUUGAGUCCCAGUUAAGGCCAAUUGGUUUCCAGCUAACGUUAGCAUGACAACAGCCCUGACAUUUUUUUUUAAACCCGGAAAACAUUAUUUGAUAAACAUUAGUAGAAGGACAUGCUGUAAUGCUUAUAAGAACGUUUGGGGAAAUGAUCCAAUGAUGUUUGUUUUCAACGUUUCUAGAAUGUGUUAACUAAAUGUUCAUGAAGAAAACGUAUGGUCAUGUGAUGGGAUAUCCCUGGGGUCAUCCCUGGGAACCUCUGUCAAAGGUGUCCAACCAUUUUAACAUUCUCAAAAUGUCCCCACUAAAGUUUUGGUAAUGUAUAGGUAACCAGUAUUUUUCACCAGAAUAGAGUUGGGUUGUAGUGGUAUUUGUGCUGGUUCAAGCAUGGGGUAGUGUUGGUUCAUAACAUUGAGUUGAGGGAUUACAUGGUCGGAAUGGGGUUUGAUCGUGUCUGGUUGGGUCGAUGGGUGGACAAGGUUACUGGACUAUUCUAGGAUAUGUUAUUUGACUUGCAUAUGUCUCCUCUUGUCCCCUCAUUUCUCUCUCUGUUCUCUUUUUGUAUUUCUGUUGGUUUGCCAGACGCUUUUCAACGUAAUGUGACUAGUCCAAAGUUUGUACCAUGAUAAUGGGGCACUGUGUAAAGCCUCUGGCCACACUGCCCACUCUUAACAAAGACAGUCUGACCGGAACUACAACUCUACUCUGGUUGACACAUGGUUGACCCUGACCUGACCCCUGGCACUUGGUGACAGCUCUUUCUUCUGAUAGCUCUUCUUCUUCAGGCGAGUCAGGGGAUGAGGAUUCUCUGUCAGAGGGGGAGAUGGCUGCUCUGAAGGAAGAGGUGGAGGAGAAGAAGAAGCUGAUAGCCACUCUAAGGAACAAACCGUGGCGCAUGAAGAGGAGGCUUAAACUCCUCAAGUAAACAAAAUGGCCACCACCAUGUGCAUUCCUCCGCCAAUUUCCCAUUGACAGAUUGCCUUCACAUAGGGACUUGAUCUUGCUGUGCUGUUUUCUCUUUUUUUCUAUAACUACAGUACUUUACACAUUCCUUAAGGCUUAUACAAUCACUCAUGUAUCACAUGUGAUGUCAUCUUAUUUAAAAAGAAAAAUUGAAUUAAAGUAUAAUUGUGUCUUUGCUGCUACAUUGCCUGAUCAAAUUUCUUUUUUUGUUGUUGUGUGAAAUCCUUUAAACUACUUUGUGGAACGACAAAGUCGAUAGAUUGUCCAUCACCUUUUGAACUAGUUACGAGUUUUGUGCAUUGGCUUUGCUGAUUGAUGUUCUUUGACCAGCUUCUCACUUGUAUCUCCACAAAAAGAGUGCGUCUCCACUGACCAGUAUUCACCUGUCAUUCACUCUUAAAAGGUUCUACCCAGAACCAUUAUUGGUUCUUCAGUUUUUCACUGUAAAAUAUCCUUUUUAUGGUUCCAGGUAGAACCUUUUAACCAUUUAGAACUUUUUUUUUUUGUAACAGUGUUGGAUUACAUAAAAAAAAAAACAGUUCAGGCUUUAGUAAAGCCUACUGGUCUUCUGCCCUCUGGGAUCUGUGUUGUAGAAACACUGUUUUCCAGCCACAGUUGUGAGCUGGCAGUGGUGAGCACACGUAUAGGUCAUGGCGCAAGCACUGUUACAGCAUUAAGAUAGAUGAGACGCCUUUACUUUUUCAUGAGCUCAACACUGUUUAAUACUUGCAGUUUUGGCUGCCUGUGGCUUGCCAAUUCCCUCUCAUCACUGGUCUUUCCAGGUUGAUAAUCCAUAAACACAUGGCCUCCUCCACAUUUCCCUGUCUAGUCAUUUACUGUCUUGAUUCAUCGAUUGGUUGUUUUUUCAUCUACUUAAUUUAAUCCUGAAUAAUCUGCCUGUUAUAAACUCAAAAAGUUGAUUUAUUGUGAUUGAUACACUUUUUGUUGGUUGAUGGGUCAUCCUUUUUUGUGGGUUUGAAUUGUAGGGAAUGCCAGGUGUUUGUGGAGAAGUUUGAGGGGGCUCUGGGAAAGGGCAAAGGGAGGAAGCUCUACGCCUACAAAGUCAUGAUGGCUAAGGUAACUUUUCCUAGUCCAAAUGUUAACUUUACAACUGAGUCCACAAUCUCGAAGAUUAGUUAUGUCCUACUGAAUCAUCAUGAAUAAUUCACACAAAUUAUGCAUUUAUAACUUCUACUUUAAGACUUAAGUUAUAUGGCACGUAAAAUACAAAUUUAACCCUCUAGAGUCUAAGCCGGGGGACGCGAUGGGGGACGGGGGUUCUAAGCUAACAUAUGGAAUUGUUUUAAGAUGGUCAUACCAAGGAUCAUUUAGCUAUUUGAUUUGGAAUUUUAAGACCCCUUAAGUUAUAAAAUAAAAUACCUCCCGAGUGGCGCAGUGGUCUAAGGCUGUGCCACUAGAGAUCCUGGUAAGAAUCCAGGCUCUGUCGUAGCCGGCCGUGACCGGGAGACCCAUGGGGCGGCGCACAAUUGGCCUAGCGUCGUCCAGGGUAGGGGAGGGAAUGGCCGGCAGGGAUGUAGCUCAGUUGGUAGAGCAUGGCGUUUGCAACGCCAGGGUUGGGGAUUUGAUUCCCAUGGUGGCCAGUAUGAAGAAAAUAUAAUAAUGUAUGCACUCACUAACUGUAAGUCGCUCUGGGUAAGAGCGUCUGCUAAAUGACUAAAAAAACAAACAAAAAACGUUGAAUUUGUCAUGAGCCUCUCACUCCACCGGGUUACCACCUUAAUUUUCUUCCACUCUGCUCACCACUCUCUCUACUCAGCCUAACUAGCUCCACCUGUCCCUGCUCUGCUCUGCUCUAAUUACUCUGCCAGCUGCGCUGCAUUACCCACUACCUCUCCCAGUAUUUAAGGCCCUGUCUUUCAGCUCUCCGGUGUCAGAUCGUCUGCAAAGCUCACACCCGGAACCUGUUUGCUCGCGCUUCUGGCUCACCCUGGUUUUGUGACCCCGGACCUGCCUGAUUUUUGGAUACUCUUCUGCCCCAGGAGAUCCAGACCUGCUUCUGCCAUAACGACUCCUGACUACUCUUCAAUCCCGGUAACUCUGACCAGCCUUCUGCCUUGCUACUACGUAUUUUGGAUUUCCCUUGAACUGUACUGCUGCCUUGUUUCAUUCCGCCCUGUUGUGUCUGUGUCUCCCCCCCCCAGGACUUCUGGACCACCCACCACCGGCUUCAUAGGACGCAUCGCUGCCACUGGGGGGGGCACAGACCCAGCACAUUGGACGGGAUCCCUGUUACCCCUGGAGCCUUCAUUCACACCCUACUUCCCUUUUCCCUUAAGUUUUAAUAAACUUUCUGGUGUGACGCAAUUGUGGUCCUCUGGUCGUCUGUCUGAACCGUGACAGUACGAUCUGACCAUUAUGGACUCAGCGCACACUUUCCCCGACAUGGAAACCGAUGAGCAUGAGCAGCAGUUCCAGCAGCAGCAACAACAACUCGCCAUGAUCAUUCAACUCCUCACCAACCUUACCCCAGCCAGUCUGCCCACCAGCCCUGCCCCCGAGUUACCUGCCCCGGUCAUUGCAGCCGCUGCUCCGGAACCCAAGAUUGGAAACCCCGAGCGGUUCAACGGCGAUUCAACCCAGGUCCGGCCAUUCCUGACUAGCUGCCGACUUCAGUUCUCCUUGCAGCCAAGGACCUUCGCCACGGAGGGGGCUAAAGUUGGGUAUGCCAUCACUCACCUGACGGGCCGAGCUCGACUCUGGGGAACAGCAGAGUUCGAACGUCAAACCCCCGCAUGUGCAACCUUCGACCUGUUUGUUGAGGAGAUGCUGAAGGUGUUUGACCUGGAUUCACCAACCGCAGAGGCGUCUCGUGAACUGUUCAGUAUUCGACAAGGCAGACGUACAGUCGCAGACCAUUCCAUCGACUUCCGAACCCUGGCUAGACGAAGUUCUUGGAACACACCAUCGUUGGUGGACGCGUUCUUCCAUAGUUUGGCUGACUAUAUCAAGGACGAGUUGGUCUCCCAUGAACUGCCUUCCACUCUUGAUGAAGCCAUCGCACUGACUGUCAGGAUCGACAGAAGGAUACAGACCCGUCGUCGUGAGAGGGGGCGCCAAGGUCCACCUACUACCGGCAUUCGGAGAGAUCCGACUGGGCUCCUGUCAUCUACUGCCACUCACCCAGGUCAGCUUGAUCAGUCUGAGCCUAUGGAGAUUGGGCGAGCCUCUCUCACUCCUGCAGAGCGCCAGCGCCGCUUCACCUCAAACCUCUGCCUCUAUUGUGGAGGUGAUGGACAUCGUGUGGUAACCUGCCCUUUAAAGGGCCGAAGCUCACCGGGCAUAGGGGGAGUCCGGUUGAGUUCAAUGACCAUCCAGUCCUCCGACCGCAAACCCCUGCUGCAAGUUCACCUCCGCCUCUCUGACUCAACUCACACCCUGGCUGCUCUGGUGGAUUCUGGCGCCGAAGCCAACAUAAUGGACAUCAAGCUGGCACGCCAACUGGGACUGGAGAACCUCCGUUUGACACCUCCUAUUCCUGCCCGGGCACUGGACGGACACUUACUCGGAUCGGUCACUCAUGUCACGGCCCCGGUCUCGAUGGGUCUGUCCGGAAACCAUCAAGAAACUAUCCAGUUUCACCUGCUCCCCUCUCCAGGCCAACCCCUCAUCCUGGGUUACCCAUGGCUCCGCCGGCACAACCCUCAGCUCGACUGGGUGACCGGGGUGAUCAGGGAGUGGGGAGAGGACUGCCACCGAACCUGCCUGCUUGCUGCCGCACUACCCCCUCGGCCAGUACCUACUAACUCCGCUCCUGACCUCUCCAAUGUCCCAGAAUGCUACCAUGGUCUCAGAGAGGUGUUUAACAAAGCAAGAGCCACAUCUCUGCCCCCUCACCGACCGUACGACUGUGCCAUCGACCUCCUCCCUGGAACAGCCCCUCCAAAGGGUCGUCUUUAUUCGUUGUCUGCUCCUGAAAGAAAGUCCAUGGAGGACUACAUCAAUGGCUCUCUGUCCGCAGGAUUAAUCCGUUCAUCUUCAUCUCCUGCUGGUGCUGGCUUCUUCUUUGUGGGGAAGAAGGACGGAUCUCUUCGCCCCUGCAUCGACUACAGGGGACUCAACGACAUCACAGUGAAAAACCGUUACCCUCUGCCUCUGCUCACCUCUGCUUUUGAGUUGCUCCAGGGAGCCACUGUUUUUACCAAGUUGGAUCUCAGAAACGCUUACCACCUAGUGCGGAUCCGGGAGGGAGAUGAAUGGAAAACCGCAUUCAAUACACCAACAGGCCACUACGAGUAUCUGGUUAUGCCUUUUGGCCUCACCAAUGCUCCUGCUGUGUUCCAGGCUCUUGUGAAUGAUGUACUGCGGGACAUGUUAAACAAGUUUGUCUUCGUUUACCUGGAUGACAUCUUAAUCUACUCCAGAAACCUGUCUGAACACACCCGCCAUGUCCAGCAAGUCCUUCAUCGUCUUCUGGAGAAUUCCCUCUACGCCAAGGCAGAGAAAUGUGAGUUUCACGUCAAGACAGUGGCCUUCCUGGGGUACAUAGUGGCAGAGGGAAGUAUCCAAAUGGAUCCUGCCAAAGUAUCAGCAGUCACUUCAUGGCCAGUUCCGGAGAACAGAAAGAAGCUGCAACAGUUUCUGGGGUUUGCUAACUUCUAUAGAAAGUUUAUCCGGAACUACAGUACCGUUGCUGCCCCUCUCACUGCUCUAACCAGCACCAAGCAACCCUUCACCUGGACCCCAGCAGCCGACAAAGCCUUCAGUACCCUCAAGGUGAGGUUCACCUCCGCUCCCAUCCUCCAGAUGCCUGAUGUGGACCGGCAAUUCAUUGUGGAGGUGGACGCCUCGGAUGUGGGAGUUGGUGCUGUGAUUUCUCAGUGGGCUGCGGAGGAUAGGAAGCUCCAUCCCUGUGCCUUUUUCUCACGUCGGUUGUCCCCCUCUGAGUGCAAUUACGACAUAGGGAACCGUGAGCUGCUGGCUGUGAAGCUUGCCUUGGAGGAGUGGCGUCACUGGCUGGAGGGGUCCACCGUUCCAUUUCUCGUUUGGACCGAUCAUAAGAACUUGGAGUACAUCCGCACGGCCAAACGGUUGAACUCCAGGCAGUCCCGCUGGGCCCUGUUCUUCACCAGGUUUAAUUUCACUCUGUCAUACCGGCCUGGAUCACGCAACACCAAGCCAGACGCCCUCUCCCGUCAAUUCCAGAAGGAUGACACCCCCUCCAAGGACCCUGUGUCGAUUCUGCCAAGUCCCUGCAUCGUUGCAGCUCUGACCUGGGCUGUUGAGGAACAGGUGCUGGAGGCUCUCCGUAACCAGCCAGGUCCCAGCACUUGCCCAGCUGACCGCCUUUUUGUCCCCGAAGACCUGAGGUCCCAGGUCGUUCAGUGGGGACAUGACUCCCGCCUAGCUUGUCACCCUGGCUCCACCCGCACUUACAACCUGCUCGCCCAGAGGUUCUGGUGGCCCUCUCUGAGAAAGGAUGUACGGGAAUUCGUCCAAGCCUGCCCCAUCUGCAACCAACACAAGUCGUCCUGCCAGCCCCCAGCCGGAUUGCUGCAGCCCCUGCCUGUGCCCAGACGUCCCUGGUCUCACAUCGCCCUUGACUUUGUCACGGGGCUGCCCCCUUCAAGUGGCAUGACCGUCAUUCUCACCAUAGUUGACCGUUUCAGCAAGAUGGCACACUUCAUUCCCCUCCCCAAGCUCCCAACCGCCAAGGAGACCGCCCAGGUGGUCCUGGAACACGUCUUCCGGAUCCACGGACUGCCAAGGGAUGUAGUUUCUGACCGUGGUCCACAAUUCUCCUCCGCUUUUUGGAAGGAGUUCUGUCACCUGCUGGGAGCCACAGUCAGUCUGACUUCCGGAUUCCAUCCCCAAUCCAAUGGGCAGUCAGAGCGGGCUAAUCAGGAGCUCGAGAAGGCACUGCGAUGCAUGACUUCACGCAACCCCCACUCCUGGUCGCAGCAAUUGACAUGGGUGGAGUACGCACACAAUUCUCUGACCUGCUCUGCCAUCGGUAUGUCCCCUUUCCAAUGUGUUUAUGGAUACCAGCCUCCUCUAUUUGCCAGCCAGGAAGAGGAGGUUACUUGCCCAUCUGCACUUGCUUUUGCCCGUCGAUGUCGCCGCACCUGGUCACAAGCCCGAGCCACACUCCUCAGAUCCAUUGCCAGCUACACUACCGGGGCCAACCGUCGGAGAAUUCCUGCUCCCACCUACCAUGUUGGUCAAAGGGUGUGGUUGUCAUCGAAGAACCUGCCACUCAGGGUGGAGUCGCAGAAGCUGGCACCUCGGUUCAUUGGCCCAUUCCCUAUCAUAAGAGUGAUUAGCCCAACUGCUGUCCGGCUCCAACUGCCUAAUUCCCUGAGGGUGCACCCCACUUUCCAUGUGUCUAAGAUUAAGCCCAUCCAUGAGAGUCCGCUGGUCCCUGCUGCGCCUUGUCCUCCUCCUCCACGGCUCGUCGAUGGUGGUCUGGUUUACACCGUCCGCCGCCUGCUUCGGUCCAGACGGAGGGGUAGGGGUCUCCAGUACCUCAUUGACUGGGAGGGCUAUGGACCUGAGGAAAGGACCUGGGUGCCAGCUAGUCGGAUUGUGGAUAGGACUCUCAUCACCGCUUUCCACCAACGGCAUCCUGAUCAACCUGCAAUCCGUAGGGGCCGCCCCAGAGGGGUCCCUAACCGUCCUGCCCGCUCGGCUUCCUGUCCUGUGCCUGAUCCUGUCUCGGGACCUGUCCCAUCUCCCGACCACGGCCCUCCGGCUUCCUCCGAGGAUGAGGACGUUCACUCGGACCGUUCGGAGGAGUUCUAGCCCUCCUCCGGCUCCCCUCCUCCCGCCCGGCGUGGUGUUGCUCUUGGGACUUCUGGGGCCGUCCCUUGGGGGGGGGGUUCUGUCAUGAGCCUCUCACUCCACCGGGUUACCACCUUAAUUUUCUUCCACUCUGCUCACCACUCUCUCUACUCAGCCUAACUAGCUCCACCUGUCCCUGCUCUGCUCUGCUCUAAUUACUCUGCCAGCUGCGCUGCAUUACCCACUACCUCUCCCAGUAUUUAAGGCCCUGUCUUUCAGCUCUCCGGUGUCAGAUCGUCUGCAAAGCUCACACCCGGAACCUGUUUGCUCGCGCUUCUGGCUCACCCUGGUUUUGUGACCCCGGACCUGCCUGAUUUUUGGAUACUCUUCUGCCCCAGGAGAUCCAGACCUGCUUCUGCCAUAACGACUCCUGACUACUCUUCAAUCCCGGUAACUCUGACCAGCCUUCUGCCUUGCUACUACGUAUUUUGGAUUUCCCUUGAACUGUACUGCUGCCUUGUUUCAUUCCGCCCUGUUGUGUCUGUGUCUCCCCCCCCCAGGACUUCUGGACCACCCACCACCGGCUUCAUAGGACGCAUCGCUGCCACUGGGGGGGGCACAGACCCAGCACAUUGGACGGGAUCCCUGUUACCCCUGGAGCCUUCAUUCACACCCUACUUCCCUUUUCCCUUAAGUUUUAAUAAACUUUCUGGUGUGACGCAAUUGUGGUCCUCUGGUCGUCUGUCUGAACCGUGACAGAAUUGGCAUUACUGCUAUUAGCCAAUAUAAACGCAUUGAAUGACAGAUUCACUACAUGGAACAACAGAUAGUCCCCCAAAAAAUCUAAAGGAAGUUUGUUCUGAAGUGUCUGUCCUAUAUCUGAGAGAUAUAUAUAUUUUUUUACAUGUAUUUAUCCCCUUAUUUCAGGCACUAAAUUACAGUAUCUACAUCUUCCAUUCUUUUUUCUGUUACGAUUUUGUCUCAUCACUGCAUCUCCCCAACGGGCUUGGAAGAGGCGAAGGUCAAGUCAUGCAUCCUCCGAAACAUGACCCGCCCACUUAACCUGGAAGCCAGCUACACCAAUGUGUCAGAGGAAACACUGUUCAACUGAUGUGAGCCUGCAGGUGCCCGGCCCACCACAAGGAGUCGCUAGAGCGCGAUGAGCUGAUAUCUCUAGCUUAAACAGACAGAUUUUGAUGGGGAUUUUUUUGUUAUGUUCAUUAGAUUUCCGCGGGAGCACAUAAAUUGUAGGCUAAGGGUUGAAUCAUAAGGGCACCAUAAUCUUCAUGAUUUGUCAUAACCAUAAUGACAUUAGCAGGAUGUUUGUUGCCCUCAUCAGUCACAAUCUGGUAUGACAAUCAGGAACUAUACAGUCCUUCUGUGAUAAACUUAUAUUUUCAAAUAUUCUCUCUUAACCUUUUUUGUUUCAGAAAAUGAUCAAGUUCAACCGUGACUUUGACAAUUUCAAAACAGCCUGCAUUCCAUGGGAAAGAAAGAUUAAAGAGGUUGAGAGUGGGUACCAUUAUCUAAAGCUAUGAGUUACUGUCUCGUUCAUGUCAUGUAGUUCUAUCUAUUCAUCAUGUUUGAACUCUAACCCUCAGGUCACUUUGGGUCAUCUGUGGCUUCCUACUUCAUCUUCUUGCGGUGGAUGUACGGUCUAAACCUGGUCCUGUUUGGGUUAAUGUUUGGUCUUGUUGUUCUCCCAGAGGUGAGCAGAUUUUUACCUUCAGCACAUAGUCCAUUGUUUUGCAAACUGUUUGCAGUACAUUUGGUCAGCACAUGGAGAGAUAUCAAAGGAGGGACUCACUGUCUAAUAUUUACCCACUUAUCCCCACUUCCCUUUCAUUUUUCCUUUCUUUCUGUCCGGAGGUGAUGAUGGGUCUUCCGUAUGGGUCUAUACCCAGGAAAACUGUUCCCAGAGCGCAGCAGGCCAAAGCCAUGGACUACUCCGUCCUCCUUGAUUUUGAAGUGAGGAUCUUUGGAGUGACACAUUACACAACUGCCUUGUGAUGCCAUAUUUAGACACCUUGUUUAGUUUACUUAAGGUUCAGGUUUAUUUCAUAUGAUUGUACAUAUGAAAAGAACAUACAUAAAAUGUGAUGUCAUACAGUACUAACUUGUCAAUUUUCAUUUUUUUUACUAGUCUGUAUAAAAAACAAAACAAAACAAAUAUAUAUAUACAGUGGGGAGAACAAGUAUUUGAUACACUGCCGAUUUUGCAGGUUUUCCUACUUACAAAGCAUGUAGAGGUCUGUAAUUUUUAUCAUAGGUACACUUCCACUGUGAGAGACGGAAUCUAAGAAAAUCCAGAAAAUCACAUUGUAUGAUUUUUAAGUAAUUAAUUUGCAUUUUAUUGCAUGACAUAAGUAUUUGAUCACCUACUAGAAUUCCGGCUCUCACAGACCUGUUAGUUUUUCUUUAAGAAGCCCUCCUGUUCUCCACUCAUUACCUGUAUUAACUGCACCUGUUUGAACUCGUUACCUGUAUAAAAUACUAUUAGUAACACACCAUGCCGUCAUGGAUAAAAAUCCUGCAGCGCACGCAAGGUCCCCCUGCUCAAGCCAGCGCAUGUCCAGGCCCGUCUGAAGUUUGCCAAUGACCAUCUGGAUGAUCCAGAGGAGGAAUGGGAGAAGGUCAUGUGGUUUGAUGAGACAAAAAUAGAGCUUUUUGGUCUAAACUCCACUCACCAUGUUUGGAGGAAAAAGAAGGAUGAUUACAACCCCAAGAACACCAUCCCAACCGUGAAGCAUGGAGGUGGAAACAUCAUUCUUUGGGGAUGCUUUUCUGCAAAGGGGACAGGACGACUGCACCGUGUAGAGGGGAGGAUGGAUGGGGCCAUGUAUUGCGAGAUCUUGGCCAACAACCUCCUUCCCUCAGUAAGAGCAUUGAAGAUGGGUCAUGGCUGGGUCUUCCAGCAUGACAACGACCCGAAACACACAGCCAGGGCAACUAAGGAGUGGCUCCAUAAGAAGCAUCUCAAGGUCCUGGAGUGGCCUAGCCAGUCUCCAGACCUGAACCCAAUAGAAAAUCUUUGGAGGGAGCUGAAAGUCCGUAUUGCCCAGCGACAGCCCCGAAACCUGAAGGAUCUGGAGAAGGUCUGUAUGGAGGAGUGGGCCAAAAUCCCUGCUGCAGUGUGUGCAAACCUGGUCAAGACCUACAGGAAACGUAUGAUCUCUGUAAUUGCAAACAAAGGUUUUCUGUACCAAAUAUUAAGUUCAGCUUUUCUGAUGUAUCAAAUACUUAUGUCAUGCAAUAAAAUGCAAAUUAAUUACUUUAAAAUCAUACAAUGUGAUUUUCUGGAUUUUUGUUUUAGAUUCCGUCUCUCACAGUUGAAGUGUACCUAUGAUAAUAAUUACAGACCUCUACAUGCUUUGUAAGUAGGAAAACCUGCAAAAUCGGCAGUGUAUCAAAAAUGUGUUCUCCCAACUGUAUAUAACCAUUUUAUAAAUGGUAUAAUUGUGUGAUAUGAUAGCAUUCUGCAAACCCAAUCCCCCCCCCCCCCCCCCCCCCCCCAAAGCUGAUGAAUGGUUUCACUACAUGCUCCACUGCUUUGAUUGGUGUAACGUUAGUUAGAAACCACAAUUCAAGGAACUUGUAGUUUGCAGCGCGCAUGAUCAUCAGCAAAGACAUUGUAGCCUAUCAUUUCAAUGAAUAUUUAAAUUUGUGAAUAUGUAUAAGUAGCCUUCAUCAUUCCUCGGACAGGAAAUGGUGUCGAAAUAGGGGCGGCAACUUCUUCAGGGGGGGUCCUUUAAAGUGUUACACAUUUUCAGUACAUCAAUUGUACUUGUCACUGUCAGCUUUAUUUGGGAUGGAUGACUUGCAUAUAAACAUUAUUAUUUUUGUUAAUUUCAACAGGGCUACUGCAAGUACUCUAUUAUGUUCUAUGGCUACUAUAAUGACGAACGCACCAUCGGACUCCUCCAGUUCAGACUGCCACUGUCCUACCUACUGGUCGGUGUUAGCAUCUUCGGCUACAGCCUGAUGGUAGUCAUUAGAACGUGGGUAAAACACACAUGUGCACACAGUAAAUACAUACUAAUCCACAUACACACAAACAGUAUCUGAAAUAUUGAUGCCAGCAACCCUCCUGUUGCCAUCUCACUCCCUCUAACAUCCCCUCUCAGUAUGGCCCGUAACUCGGAUGAGGGAGGAGACGGUGGGGACGAUGGACAGUUUACCUUCACCUUUAAAAUGUUCACCAGCUGGGAUUACCUCAUCGGGAACCCAGAGACAGCUGACAACAAGUAUGCCUCCAUCACCACCAGCUUUAAGGUAAACGCAGAAGCAGCUAACACUUAGGCCUAUCCAUAGCUAGUAGACCGACCUUCUACUAUCUUGGCACAAGAUCCUGUUGUUUAUGACAUAACUUUGUUCUACAGAUAUCCCUUGCUCUUAUCUUAAAGAAUCUUAAAUCUCCCAAGAAUCCAUGUACUACAUGUAUGGGCCUAUACACUUACUAUCUUCAACCAUAGUAUCCUCUGUGUUUCUCACUAAUCGACUGUUCUCGGUAGGAAUCCAUAGUAGACGAACAGGAGAAUCAGAAGGAUGAGAACAUCCACUUGCGGAGGUUCCUGCGGGUUCUAGCCAACCUUUUCAUUCUCUGCAGCCUGGGGGGCAGCGGCUUCCUCAUCUAUUUUGUGGUCAAGAGGUCUCAGGACUUUGCAAAACUAGAUCAGAAUACGCUCUCCUGGUAUGAAAAGAAUGAGGCAGGUUGACUUGUUAUGAUCAGAUACAUGCUGUGUUAUGGUUAAUCUAGUCAAAAGGAGUGAGCCAGAAAUGUACAUUUGGUGUUUGUCCGGUUUUCUUCAGUUAUAGGUUGUUAUGCUAUUAUCUGGGUUGUCAUGAUAGUCAUCAUUAUAACAUUUAUAACAAUAUAUAUCAUACCACACUUUGGUUACACUUAAUAACUUUCAUGAAUAAGCCACUAAAAAUGAUUACAUGUUUAUAAUGGAUAUGAUACAUGUAAUACAUUUUUAUGAAUGUAAUGCUUAUAAUGCUUAUAUAUUAAUUUAUUGCCUAUAAUGAUUAUAAAUGCUAAUAAAUCUUUACAAAUAAUGAUAUUCUCAUUUAAUAAUAGUACAUUAAUUAUUUAAUGCUUAUUCAUUAAAGUGUUUUUCCAGUCUUCAUCCUGGUGAUUGGUUGUGUUUUACUUUCCAGGUGGAGAUUGUGAUGUCACUGCUGGGGCUGGUGUGCCCCCCUCUCUUUGAGACUAUCGCUGAGCUGGAGGAGUACCACCCUCGUAUCGCCCUCAAGUGGCAGCUGGGCCGCAUCUUUGCCCUGUUCCUCGGGAACCUCUACACCUUCCUGUUUGCCCUGUUUGACGAUGUCAACGAAAAGGUACCAGACAAUGUGUCAGUGUCAUGUACCUGCAAAUGCAUGUUUGUGUGUUUAUUCACCUGUGUGUGUGUUCAGUACAUAUUGUAUGAAUGUAUAUUUUACUUACUCACCUGAACCUGUCUUUGUGUGUUAACAUGUGUACAGUUGGAACAGGAGAAGUAUAUUAAGAAUGCCACUAUCUGGGGUCUGAAUGAGUACUAUGCCAACUACAGCUCCUACCACAACACUACUGACAUCCCCCCUCCAGACAUCCCUCCUGCUGAUGUCAUCAGAGGGCCGUGUUGGGAGACCGACGUUGGCAUAGUGAGGAUUACCCACUUUUUUCCUUCGUUUUCCCUUUAUUACUAAACAUAGCAGUGGCAGACGUCACCGUUUUUUGUUAUUUUGUUUUUCCUCCUGGGUUUUCCUCCACCUGACCUGAGCACCCCAUAGUGUUCCCGCCAUUGUGUACCAGCGAUGAGACUGAGGCUGUGUGACAUGCUGGGUGUUUCAUGUUUAGUUUUCUUUCUGUGCUGUAUCUCUAGGAGUUUGUGAAGCUCACCGUCUCUGACAUCCAGGUGACAUAUCUGACCAUCCUCAUUGGUGACUUCGUGCGAGCCGUGAUCGUGCGUUUCCUCAACUACUGCUGGUGCUGGGACCUGGAGGCUGGAUUUGUACGUGCUAGGCUAUCAAAGCAGAACAGAACUACUGUUCUACUGUGUGUGUUCCCAUUUUAUUGUAAGACUUUUUGGUAGCACUUUACAUUACAGUAUGGGAUAAAGUGGUAAUAACAUGUAUGGUAGUAUGGUAACAAGGUAUAGUUGCUCACUAUCAAUACAUUCCAGCACUACCAUAUUGUUCUUUAAUUUGUUUUUCUUUGCUUAUUGUAUGUGUGAGUACAUUCUGUGUUUGUUCCAAGUAAACUUGAUACCACACAGCGACGUCUGGCAAGAUAGGUGAUCCUUCACAUUCACAAUGACACAGGACACUGACCUGGGAAGUGAAUUACUGUGAGAGAGAAAGAGGGAGAGAGAAAAGGGGGACAAUGACGACGCGUGAACAGAAUUACGUUUACAUUAUUUAUAUCAUGCAUUGCACUAUUUAAAAAAAAAAAUAUGUGAUUCUAGCCGUCUUAUGGAGAGUUUGACAUCAGCGGCAACGUGCUUGGAUUAAUCUUCAAUCAAGGAAUGAUUUGGUGAGUAAAUAUGAGACACCACAUAAACCAUCAACACAUUUCCACACACCCUGUAAGUUGUGUUUAUCACAUAUUUCUGUAUCUGUGUUUGUUUCAGGAUGGGUGCAUUCUACGCCCCUGGCCUGAUAGGGCUGAACGUCCUGCGUCUCCUCUCCUCCAUGUACUACCAGUGCUGGGCCGUGAUGUGCUGUAACGUUCCCCAUGAGAGGGUCUUCAAGGCCUCCAAAUCCAACAACUUCUACAUGGGCCUCCUGCUUCUGGUGCUCUUCCUCAGCCUUCUGCCCGUGGUUUUUACCAUAAUGACCCUGCCGCCCUCCUCCGACUGUGGCCCCUUCAGGUGUCUCUCAUGCACACACAUACGCACGCACACACACAAACUAGGCACACAUCUAAUGCUGGUCUCUUGUCUGCUAGCGGAAGGGCGCAAAUGUAUGAUGUUGUCAUGGAGACUAUAGAGAAGGACCUACCAGCGUUCAUUGGUAAUAUCUUCACCUACGCAACUAAUCCUGGUCUGAUUAUACCAGCAGUGCUGCUGAUGGUGUAUGUACACACACACGCGCGCGCACACACACACACACGCACACACACACUAAAGCAACACACAUAUGGUCAUAGUAACAUACACAUGCUCAUCAUAACAAGAGCUCUGUGAUCCUAUGUCAGGUUGGCCAUCUACUAUCUGAAUGCGACCUCCAAAAACUAUCAAAAUGCCAACCUGGACCUGAAGAGGAAGAUGCAAAUGGUAAAUGAGCAUGAGCAACUGAACUGCCGUCUCAGGACUUUCAUCCUAUACUGUAAAUUAUGACAUGUUAUUCAGUACUGUAAGUUAAAUGCAUGUAUAGAAUACUGAUGUGGUGUGUGAAUAUGAAUGCAGCAACACCAACAGUAUCAUCUGCGGUUGUGUUUAGGCUAGAGAUGAGGAGAAGAACCGGAGGAACAACAAGGAGAGUACCAACCAG
Molecule: messenger RNA, 20242 nt
Organism: Coregonus sp. 'balchen'
Lineage: Eukaryota; Metazoa; Chordata; Actinopteri; Salmoniformes; Salmonidae
Source: the annotation of a GenBank genome assembly